Messenger RNA from Cottoperca gobio, 1589 nucleotides. It is a transcript of the gene endouc, whose product is annotated as endonuclease, polyU-specific C. Bases 126 to 1070 code for a protein of 314 amino acids. NCBI's taxonomy places the organism in Eukaryota, Metazoa, Chordata, Actinopteri, Perciformes, Bovichtidae. The transcript is spliced from 8 exons. Gene Ontology annotation, molecular function: RNA endonuclease activity. The record is from RefSeq and is a predicted model, not a curated record.
CCUUGCGCAAUCAAUGUACACGAUCCAACCCCUGCAGGAUAUGUGGUGCGGGUGGAGACAGGACUUACAGACAAAAGAGAACUUUCCUGCAGCCCGAGUUAAAGGAGUGGGAGCUUUCAAGAAGCAUGAUGGUUGCAAGGUUCUGUGGAGUCCUUGUCCUUCUCACUGUGUUUAUCAGUGGACUGGAUGCAGCAAGACCAGCUGUAAACCAGGAACUAUCCAAUAUUUUCAAUGAGCUGUGGACGUUGGAUGUGAAUCGCAUGACGCCUGCAACAGACUACACAAUCUCUGUUCAGGGUCGAGCCGGUUUUGUAAACCAGGGCAGCCAUGUUGUCCCAGAUCGAGCCUCACAGCCUCUGUUCUCCAACGUUGACGAGAACAAACUGAAGAACAUAACCACCUUUGCCAGGUUUAUGAAACUCCUGGACAACUAUGAGCGGUCCACAGGCGUUGCUGAACGAGUCACAACAGAGGAGCUGACGGAGAUUAAUCUCUUCCUGGAUGCCGUCUUAGAGACAGAAGUCAUGAAGCGGGCUCAUAAGUACCUGGUGAGCAAAACACAGUCCAGCUCUGUCCUGAGGCAAUUUAAGAGUCAGCUGCGCUUGAUCUGGUUCAAUCUCUACCGCAGAAAGAGACACUCAGGCCUGGACUCCUGUGGAUUCGAGCAUGUGUUUGUCGGAGAGACUAAAUCUGGAACAGAAAUCAUCGGUUUUCACAACUGGAUCCAGUUCUACCUGCAAGAAAAUAGCACACACUUGGACUACAAAGGAUACAAGGCCCGGGCAAAUGACUUGCCCGAUCAAGACGACCACGUUCUGAACCUCCAGUUCAGCUGGCACGGUCUGGUGAAGCCUGUUGGCAGCGCCUUCAUUGGGACCAGCCCAGAGUUUGAGAUGGCAGUCUUCACCAUUGUCUUCCUCAUGAACACAGAGAGGAGCACUAUUGCGCUAGUCAAUAUUGACCAGUGUCAGAUGGAGCUCGUGGUCAUCAGACAUGGACACUCCCUCGGGACGGCGUACCCCAAACUGCUCAGCAGCAACAGCAGACAUGUUAGGCAGCACUCACACUGAUGUGGAGGAUCUUCUCAUUUAAAGUGAUACACUCAACCUUAUAAUUAGGGUUGGGCCAGAUUACUUUGCAAUGUAGUCAGCAACUGAAUACAAAUUACAUGGCAUUGUUUGUAAUUAUUUACAUAAUCCAUUGGAUUAAAAAAAGACUCUAAUUUGAAUUAUUUUUGGAUUACUUCAAAAUCAAGCAUUGAAAAUAUUCCAAUAAAAAACAGAUCUCAAAAAAAACAUUUUCAGUGCUAAUAAAAUGUAUUUUGCAUAUUGAGAUUUUACAGUUACAGUUACAGUACUGAUUAUAGUUACUUGUAAUUUAUAUUACAUAAUCCUGAUUACAUGUAAUCCAUUACUAGCCAACCCUGCUUAUAAUGUUUGUGCUUAAGAGUCUGAGGUUUGGUUAAAACGGCACAGACCUACUUAGUAUAGCGCAGGGCAUAGAUGUGUACAUGUCUGUCAUUUGUUAUGAAUUGAUUGAUUCAUUUGUCAUUAAAAUUCCAUUUCAAUAAAAGGUAAUUGAUGCUCAAA